Molecule: messenger RNA, 2007 nt
Organism: Helicoverpa armigera (cotton bollworm)
Lineage: Eukaryota; Metazoa; Arthropoda; Insecta; Lepidoptera; Noctuidae
Product: protein O-glucosyltransferase 2
Exons: 6
Coding region: 93-1571 (492 amino acids)
Cellular component (GO): endomembrane system
Molecular function (GO): protein binding; glucosyltransferase activity
Source: RefSeq, a predicted model, not a curated record
UGGUCAAUUUAUAAAUUGCACAUGACAUUUGUUUGUUUUUCUAGGUUUUGACAAUAAUUUCGUGAAAAUAUCAAACAGUGUUUGAGCUAACAAUGUAUUUGAAAGACAAGAUCUAUUUAUUAAUUUUAUGUUUUUUAACACAAUGUCGCAGCGAUGAUAUUAUAGUAACUGGCCCUGGACUAAGCCCGGUAGACAUAGUAAUGCCGGCAAGAUACUUUUUCAUUAACUUCACGAACGUUAGUGAAAAAACGUACACGCAUGAGUUAAAUAAAAAGCUGAUUGUGGGAAUAGAUGGAAGAUCUGGAGCAAGCAAACAUUGCAGGGUUUGGGUCAAUAAGUUGGAUAGAAAAGAUGGUACAUUCAUUGUGCGCUAUAAAGUCUAUGAAACAUGCAAAGAUUUGUCCAUUCAAGUGCUAUUUGAUGGAAAACAUGUGGCAAACUCACCGUAUAACUUUAAUGGGCCCAUUCAUCCGGAUCAAUGUAACUGUCCAGUAAAAGAAUUCCAAAAGUGGUUCAAAGAUUAUGGUUGUUUAAAUGAAUAUAAACAAAUUGAGAAAGAUCUUAAACCCUUCUCUAACUUAGAUAUGAAAAACCAAGUCAACAAAAUUGUUGAUAAAUAUCACCAACCAGAAAGUACCAGUUUUUGUCACUAUGCUGUCAAAAACAAUAAACUGUACCGCAAGUGUUAUGGAAAACAUGUGGGAUUUAAUAUGUUUUCAGACAAUAUUUUAUUAUCUUUAAUGAGAAAAGUAAAUUUACCUGAUAUGGAACUGGUAAUUAACCUUGGCGAUUGGCCCUUAGUUCAGAAGUGUGAUAAACCGUUACCUGUGUUUUCAUGGUGUGGUAGUGAUGAAACAUAUGAUAUUGUGAUGCCAACAUAUGAUUUGACAGAAUCAACUUUAGAAAAUAUGGGCAGGGUGACACUGGAUACAUUGUCAGUUCAAAGCGGCGCUGAACUGGCGUGGGAUGCGCGCGAGUCGCGAGCUGUUUGGCGCGGCCGAGACUCACGUGCUGAACGCUUGAAACUUGUGGAUAUUGCUCGCGCAAACCCCGAUUUGUUUAACGUUUCUCUUACAAACUUCUUUUUCUUUAGAGAUAAAGAAGCUCAAUAUGGACCAAAACAACCGCAUAUAUCAUUCUUCAAAUUUUUCGAUUUUAAAUAUCAAAUUAAUGUUGAUGGAACAGUAGCCGCAUAUCGUAUGCCGUAUCUUCUGGCAGGUGGAGGAGUGAUUCUCAAACAGGAUUCACCUUACUAUGAGCAUUUUUACGGACAACUUUCAGCUUGGGAACACUUCAUACCUAUAAAACGCGACUUGUCCGAUUUGGUUGACCGCGUCAAAUGGGCUCAGGAAAACGAUGAAAAGGCCCGGAAGAUUACUCUAAAUGCAAGGAAUUUCGCUACCGAACACUUAUUGCCACAACACGUAAUUUGUUAUCAUGCUGCUCUAUUUUGGGAAUGGAGUAAAAUAUCAAAAAGUGAACUUAAUGUAGAAGGUAUGACAACCAUAUCACAGCGUUCAUUUGAUUGCAAUUGUGAAUCUCACAGGCCAAAUAAUCGUGAAGAUCUCUGAUAUUAAUUGUUCGCUAUCUGAAUGAAAUCAAUAUGUUAUUAGUUGUACAAAAUAUUAUGACGAAUAUGUGAACGAGUCUGAAACCAGCGUAUCUGACACAGUGCGUUUAUAGGUAGGUACAUGAACAAAUGCGAAUCUAGAUUUACUAGUCAAAGACUAUCCCCUAGUUUGUAAGGAAAGUAACAACCAAUAUAACUAAAAUACUCUAUUUUUUAGCUCCCCAUUUUGUAAUAACAUCGUACAGUACAAGUUACGCAAGUAGGUAAUUUUUUUAUUAAAUAAGUUUCUCACUUAAAAUAAGUUAAUUUAAUAGAAAUCAAUUAAAAUACAUAAUUUUUUAUCGAAAUCAGCAUCGUUUAUCUUUUCAUAAUAUUACGCUUACUCUGAUAAUCUUUUGGCUUACUUAGUAUAAGAAUCAAGUAUUUUGUUUUAAAAU